Triticum dicoccoides is the source of this 788-nucleotide messenger RNA. RefSeq lists its product as uncharacterized. The transcript has a single exon. Bases 28 to 684 code for a protein of 218 amino acids. The record is from RefSeq and is a predicted model, not a curated record. Lineage: Eukaryota; Viridiplantae; Streptophyta; Magnoliopsida; Poales; Poaceae.
UCUCGCCAAGGUCCAGGCAGGGCAGCCAUGGCCAGUAACCCUACGACUACUACGGCAUGCACCCGCGGUUUGCUGAAAGGUCUCGGCGCUAAACUGCACGCAUGCGCGGCGCGCUUGCGCAACCAACUCUUCUUCCCCGCCUCCACCGCUUCAUCGGUCUUGCUGUCCGCCCUCGCCUUGCUUGUCUGCGGCACCGCUCUCUCGAGGGUCGUCGUCUUUUUCCUGCCGCUGGUGGUCUCCACCACCAUCUGCUGCGCGGCGAUGUACCUGCUCGUCGCCUCGGGGUCGUCGGAGGGAGGGGCGGCGAAAGAGGUCGUGCUCCUGUGGGGAGACAGGGUGGAGGUCGGGCUCCUGGAGGUGUACGGCGGCGCGAACGCGAGCGCGUACGGCGACAGGCGCGACGUCCAAGUGGGCUGUUUCCUGCACCGCACGUCCCCUAGCGGCGACGGCGGGUGGAAGAAACUUGGCGUCGACGAGAACGGCGAGGAGGUGGUGUUUGCCGGCAGGGUGGCGGUCGGCGGCAGCGUGCAGGACGGCGCGGCGCUCGAGGAGGAGCUGGUGGCUAUCCAGGUGGACAGGUUGGCCGAGGGCGUGUGGGAGCGCUACUUCGGCGGGAGCUCCGGGUGGAACUACGUGACCGCUGAGCGUGAGGAGAUCGACCGAAGCAUCGAGCAGCUAGCGUAAGUAAUUCUGCGUCAUGGGCUCAUGGCAUGUCAUGUCGCAUGGGUUAACUUGAUGUUACUCUGCUGUGCAUGUUGCCAAAUGUGACGGCACAUUUUUUGCUGCAA